Camellia sinensis is the source of this 1464-nucleotide messenger RNA. The record is from RefSeq and is a predicted model, not a curated record. NCBI's taxonomy places the organism in Eukaryota, Viridiplantae, Streptophyta, Magnoliopsida, Ericales, Theaceae.
UAAAAUUGUUUGAUCAGUCUUGUUGAGUGUGAGAAGUCUUUGUAGUUAAAUACAUUUUUAAUAUAACCAAUAUUUUCAAAAGAUUCUUGAUUGGGCCGUUACAUGUCAGAGAAGCAUGUGCAUUAGUCAUCAUCGUACCACUAUUGUACACAAAUAAAGGGAGAGCUCAUAGAUGGCAAAAGGGCAGACUUUCUCAUCACUUUGUCUUUAUUUGUUUCUGUAAUUUUCUUUCGGCGAUUACCUUGUGUUUAUGUACUUGCGAAGUUAUGUCUUACUUUCCAUAUUAAAUUUCCACAGCUGAAAACCACCAAGUGGUUUUUUGGUCAGAAUUGCUCCGUGUUACCCAACAAAAAAAGAGAAAACCAGUGACGAAACCCUACGAAGUAUUCAAUAAAAAAAUGGGAAGAGGAAAAACUGUCCUCAGAAGAAUUGACAAUUCAACAAGCAGGCAAGUGACUUUCUCAAAGCGCAGAAAUGGAUUGCUUAAGAAGGCCAAGGAGCUAUCAAUUCUUUGUGAUGCAGAAGUUGGAGUGAUCGUCAUCUCCAGUACUAAGAGGUUCUAUGAAUUUGCAAGCUCUAGCAUGAGAUCAAUAUUUGAACGAUACAACAAAGGGGAUGACGAACAUCAGCUGUUGAGUCCUACUUCUGAAGCCAAGUUCUGGCAAAGGGAAGCAGAAAGCUUAAGGCAACAGUUGAACUACUUGCAAGAAAGCCACAGGCAAUUGAUGGGAGAAGAACUUUCUGGUUUGAGUGUCAAAGAUCUGGAAAAUCUGGAAAGCCAAUUGGAAACAAGCUUGAAGUGUAUCCGGGCAAAAAAGGACCAAAUUUUAACUGAUGAAAUAAAAGAAGUAAACCACCAGGGAGUUAUUGUUCAUCAAGAAAAUAUGAAAUUGUUUAAAGAGAUAAACGCCCUGCGAAAAGAAAAUGCAGAAUUGCAAAAGAAGGUUUAUGGAGCAAAGGACAAAAAUGACAUAAAUAGAAGUUCUCAUGAACCACAUGAUCCCAGUAAUGGAUAUGACUUACAUAUACCUACUUGUCUCCAGCUAUGCCAACCACAGCAAAAAGACGGUGAAACACCGGAAAAAGCAGCAGAUCUAGGAUUACAACUACAAUAACAAAGCAAGCGGGAACAAGGUGUUUGGCGUAGCAGAUAGGAACCUUGGUGGGCAGUUGGGGGUUCGACGAUCCCACGCCCCUCUCCUCUCCCCUUAAGAUAUAUAUAUGAUGUUCUUUCCGUAUCCAGAAAAAAAAUGCAAGCAAAGACGACUGUGGAGAUGAUAGUCAAUUCCAUUAAUGACUUGGCCCAGAGUGACAAAAAUUAUUGUUUAUCAUCAACCUCCUGUGUGGAAGAUAGUGGAAAAGAGACAUUCAGCAUAAACACCAUCAGAUUUGGUAAGAUAAGAUACUCGAAAUAAACUUUUAGGAUUUCUCUGAUAUGAUCAACCACCCACUUUAUUUAUGUAA